CGGGUUUUGGGAACAUGAGGAAGUAGGUAGCUGGCUGCUUGUUUGUUGACAGAAGUCGUGGCGAGUCCUCUGAUUCAUGAGUAACAGUAGUUUGUGACAGUAAUUUACUAAACUCGCAGAUUUAUACAUUACAUCAACGAGCAGCUGGAAAUCAUGAUCUGAGUGAUAACGCUCACUGCAUUGAAAUGGACAGUGACAGAGGUGGAAGAGGAAGAGGAGGAGGAAGAGGAAGGAGGAACCAUGGUGGAGAGGACAGAGAUGUCCGCCUGUCCAAAUCCAUGACUUAUGCUCUGCGUCAUGGAGCCGGCCAGAUGGGUCUUCAAAUGAGAGCAGAUGGCUUCUUAUUUGUGCAGGAGCUCUUGGCCCACCCGCAGUUUCGCUCUUACUCAUUGGAAGACAUCGAGAGAGUUGUGGUCACAGAUGACAAGCAGCGCUUCAAGCUGCGUUCGCACCCAGAGGAUGGACGGAUGGAGAUUCGAGCCAACCAGGGCCAUUCAGUCCAGGUGAGGGAUUUGGAGCUGAAAGCGGUCCUGCCUGGUUCUUCAGACUAUCCUGCUGAGGCCGUUCAUGGCUCCUACCUCAGCAAAUGGAGCUCGAUCCAGCAGCAGGGCCUGAGCCGCAUGAAGAGGACGCACAUCCACCUGGCAUCCGGACUCCCAGGGGAGGAUGGCGUCAUCAGUGGAAUGAGAACAAACUGUGAUCUUGCCGUGUUCAUCGACGUCCCAAAAGCUCUCGCUGAUGGUAUCGAGUUCUUCUGGUCAGAAAACGGCGUGUUGCUGACUGCAGGUGACGCAGAGGGAAAACUUCUCCCAAAAUACUUUAGCCGAGCCUUAAGACUGAGACCUACACGGAGCAUCCUUCCACUUCAGUAGCAGCAGCCUGCAUCUCCUCUAUGUAACCUGGGGGACACACACCUCAGGCUUCCUGGAAGACGGCUCCAACCAAGUCCGCCAGUGGGAGGAACCAAUGUUUUGAUUGAUUGCGUUAGGUGGGUUCAAAACAAUGGUGAUGAUUCUUACAACUAAUUAAACAAUGUAUCAAACUAUUACAAAGAAGAGUCAGUUAAGACUCUCCAUUAUAUCUGUACAGUAAAUACAAAGCAGCCGCUUAGCUUAGCAAAAAAACAGGUUUAUCCAGUUAGCCUUAUUCUGUCAAUAUUUAGUUAACAAAUUCAUCUUCACAACACCUUUAAAUAUCCCCACUUAACAUGUUAUAUAUUGUUCAUUAUUUUAUAAAAUGUAAAAUCACAACACAUAUUAAACUGCCCGGUUGUUCCCGUCUGUUUCCAGUGAACAUGCUCAAUUUACUUUAUAAAAGUGCUGUAGGAAAAGUGAGAGUUUAAAAAAAGGAAUAUGUAUAUAUAUUUUUUUUAUAGGUUGAUUUUUGAAUUGGUCCAAAUUUUCUUUUGAUUUAAAAAUGUAAGAAUAGUUGGAAAGAUCUGAUUAAAGCUUUGAUUAGUGGAACUUUA
This is a messenger RNA of Platichthys flesus (European flounder), 1468 nucleotides long. RefSeq names its product tRNA phosphotransferase 1 (gene trpt1). The record is from RefSeq and is a predicted model, not a curated record. The transcript is spliced from 7 exons. Gene Ontology annotation, biological process: tRNA splicing, via endonucleolytic cleavage and ligation. Gene Ontology annotation, molecular function: tRNA 2'-phosphotransferase activity. NCBI's taxonomy places the organism in Eukaryota, Metazoa, Chordata, Actinopteri, Pleuronectiformes, Pleuronectidae. Bases 186 to 872 code for a protein of 228 amino acids.